Messenger RNA from Chelmon rostratus (copperband butterflyfish), 1260 nucleotides. It is a transcript of the gene tnnt2a, whose product is annotated as troponin T type 2a (cardiac). The coding region runs from base 236 to 1066 and encodes 276 amino acids. The record is from RefSeq and is a predicted model, not a curated record. The transcript is spliced from 16 exons. Gene Ontology annotation, molecular function: troponin C binding; troponin I binding; tropomyosin binding. Gene Ontology annotation, biological process: cardiac muscle contraction; sarcomere organization; regulation of muscle contraction. Gene Ontology annotation, cellular component: troponin complex. Lineage: Eukaryota; Metazoa; Chordata; Actinopteri; Chaetodontiformes; Chaetodontidae.
GUGUGUACAUGGUGUGUAUGCUGUGGUGGAAUGUAACUUAGUGCGUUUACUCUUCAAAUUCUUCAGUGUACUUCAAAUUUAAGUGUGUGACUCGACCCUCUGAGACUAGCCCCACGCUCCUGUCAGUGAAAGCAGGGACCUCUCCUCUGCUGCACACCGACACUCUCCAUCAACUGUUUCUCCUUCGCUCCAUCUAUCCCCAGAUUCACUGGUGGACACCUGAACGCUCCCUGCCAUGUCUGACAACGAGGAGGUGGUGGAGGAGUAUGAGGAGGAGGUGGAAGAAGAGGAGGCUGCUGAGGAGGCCGUGCAGGAAGAGGACAAACCUGCUGCAGAGGAGGAGGCCGAGGAAGAACAAGAUGGAGAAGGAGAAGCAGAGGAGGGAGAAGAGGAAGAGGAGGAGACCAAACCAAAAUUCAAGCCAUUUAUCAUGCCCAACCUCAUCCCUCCUAAGAUCCCAGAUGGAGAGAAAGUGGAUUUUGAUGAUAUACAUCGUAAAAGGAUGGAGAAGGACCUGAUGGAGCUUCAGACUUUGAUUGAGGUUCACUUUGAGAGCAGGAAGAAGGAAGAAGAGGAGCUCAUUAAUCUCAAGGACAGGAUUGAGAAGCGCCGUUCUGAGCGAGCAGAGCAGCAAAGGAUCCGCAGUGAGAGAGAGAAAGAGCGACAGAAGCGUCUUGAGGAGGAGAGAGCUCGGAAGGAGGAAGAGGAGGCCAAGAGGAGAGCAGAGGACGAUGCCAAGAAGAAGAAAACCCUUACCAGCCUCCACUUUGGAGGCUACAUGCAGAAGUUGACAGAAAAACGGAGCGGUAAGAGGCAGACUGAGAGAGAGAAGAAGAAGAAGAUCCUGAAUGAAAGACGCAAAUCUCUGGACAUCGAGAACCUGAACCAGGAAAGACUCAAGGAGAAAGCUAAAGAGCUGUGGGAGUGGAUGUACCAGCUGGAGGCAGAGAAGUUUGAACUGCAGUAUCAGUUCACCAGACAGAAAUAUGAGAUCAACGUGCUAAGAAACCGUGUCAGCGACCAUCAGAAGACAUCCAAGAGGACCAAGAGAGGCCUGAGGAAAUAGGCUGACGUGCUGAGCGAGCGGUGUAACCAUCAGCCGAGCCCUGGCCUUCCUGCCACACCCCAGUCCCACAUGUUUCCUUCAUAUCCUCACCUACAGUACCAAUUUUAUCCAGUUUUCCAGCUACAUCUGACUCUGUUGUUUUCCUCUUUAAAAUAGUCCCCCUGUGCUUGAGAGUGUAAAUAAAAACCAUCUUA